This is a messenger RNA of Fomitopsis serialis, 1219 nucleotides long. RefSeq lists its product as uncharacterized. Lineage: Eukaryota; Fungi; Basidiomycota; Agaricomycetes; Polyporales; Fomitopsidaceae. The transcript is spliced from 4 exons. The coding region runs from base 1 to 1146 and encodes 381 amino acids. The record is from RefSeq and is a predicted model, not a curated record.
AUGCACUGGCGCAAGAUAUUCCCGCCUACUAAGCGAAAGACAAGGCUCGACUACAUGUGGGAGUACAUCAGGUCCCGUGGAAGAAUAUGGUCACUUGGAUGCCGAGUCGCGGAGCUGGAGGGCGAAACGGAGCGGCUGAACAAAUUCGUCUCUGACCUGCAGCGCCAACUCGCGAGCAGACAACAGAAUGUCCAUUCUCGUUCUGCGGCCUUGCCGACUCCUGGACCCUCCACGCCUGCGGCGCAGGCUGUCGAUGCCUACCCAACGCCGUGGUCAGAGGCCGACGUGGAAGAGUCGCCACUCUUACUGGUAUCAUCAUUGCUGCCAGCGCCUUCCCACGUAGCGCCACUGACGCCUGAGUCGAAUCCACGGCCUUUCAUCAAGAGGCGAGCCAUCGGUGGCGCACCGGCGACACCAUCGCCUCUUGCGCGUCAGGUCCCCAUCUACGCACUGGCAGACGCAGACGUGUCGAUGGAUGAGAGCGAUGCUGACAACUCGAUGGCAAUCGACCAAUUGAACGGCCUGGAGGGCGCGGAGGAUAGCAUGAUGCUCGACGAUGCGGCGGACCUCGACGACGAGAAAUACGACGAGCUAUCAGAGGUAGACGUCGACGAAGAGUUCCAGCCGCUUGAUGAGUGCGCUGCGGCAUCCUCUUCGAAGCCGCGUUCAGGCAAGGACGUGUUCAUGCGCAUUACGGAUGCGUUCGGAAACUUCGUUGGUGAUAUCUUCACGUCUGGUCGGGCUAGGUCUGUUGGACCCUCGUCGACCGUACCAGGCUCUCUCGAGGACAUCCUUCCAACGCCGUAUCGUGGGACCCCGACUCAGACAAAUGUGGCAGCCUGUGGCCCUCCAGAACCAUUCACCAAGGAUGCAAGCAUCACGGCGACGCCAUCAUACUGCUCGCGUGCGCUGUCGCCAAUCUCAACCGGGCCCGAUUCACGAGACGCCGAGAUCGACGAACUGAAGACGGAAGUCAUCCAGCUCAAGGCGGACCUGGAGCUCGCCCGUGGCGCGGUGACGCAGAAAGAUGCCUGUAUUGAAGAGCUACAGAGACAGUUGGAUCACAAACAGAGACGGCUGCGGCUCUUGAUGAGCCUUCAUGUGCAGAUGGACCAAGAGUUUGAGAAGGAGAAGGCGGGACAAUGAUUAUCGAUAUGUAUUAGCAUCAACCUAUUCAUUGUUUCACCGAAAAGGUUUCUAUGAUGAUGAUUCCUUCUCG